AUGAAGGAUUAUUCGGGCAGUACUAUAGACGCCAAUGGCUGCAUGAAAGAUAACGAUGUUAUGCUCAGCUACUUUGAUGGAUUGGUAGUAGGCAUUUACGCUGGGAAGUCAUUGGCCUCAGAUACUAUCUCAUCCAUGAUUGAUCAUCUGUCUGCUCGAUACAAUGGACUUAGCAAUGCUACAGUCAGUAUGCUAGCAGAGAUUUGUGGCCAGGAAAACGACAUGGAUCAUACAGCCGGUGUGGCAGUGGCAUUGGAAACUGACAUUGACUAUGUUCAAUCUGCAUUACUGUCGUGGAACCAGGGAGAGUGUGCCAGCAAACCCAAAGCAGCGAACGACCAAUCCACUUCCCGAGAGCUCAUCAUUCACCAAAUACCUCUGCCAGCCACUGUGAGCUCAAAAGCCAAGAAUUCUACAGACAUGAAGUUCUUAUUCAGGGGAUUGGAAGGAUUCGGAAACACCGCCCAGCUUCUGGAUACUAAUGCAAAUGCCAAAUAUUGCAUCAAGCACCAAAUUGUCCUCGGUGACUCAUGCACUUCGAUAGCAAAAGCAUGCAAGAUCUCAGUCGCCGAUUUUCUCAAAUACAACGACGUCAAAGGAGACGGAGACGACUGGUGUAGGAAGCUGCAAACGGGGAAGAAUGCAUGCUGUUCAUCUGGCUCAAGCAAACCACUCCCUGAAGACAAUGGUGACUGCUUUACAUACACCAUAAAGGCGGACGACGACUGUCAAAAGAUCGGCCUGCCUUGGAACCUUACACCAAAGGACAUAGAAGGGUUCAACGACAAGGUAACUUGGGGUUGGAGAGGCUGUCCCGACUUGACUAUCGGUCUCAAAAUCUGUUUAAGCAAAGGCUCGCCCCCGAUGCCAGCACCCGUCAGCAACGCCGUCUGUGGCCCCCAGAAGCCCGGCACCGUCAGUCCAGGGCCAGUCAAGGAUGCUUCUGCUCUGGCUAAGCUCAACCCAUGCCCCCUCAACUCUUGUUGUAACAUAUGGGGUCAAUGUGGAAUCGAUUCUCUCUUUUGCACAAAAGCAGAUGGGCCUACGGGAAACCCUGGAACCGCACCGCCUCGCUCAAAUGGAUGCAUCUCAAACUGUGGCACCGACGUUGUAAACAACGACAAACCCCCUUCGAGCGGAUUCCAGCGCAUCGGCUAUUACGAAGCAUUCAACUGGGAGCGUCCAUGCUUGCACAUGAGAUCAGUGAUGUCAAACACGCAGAAGUACACUCAUAUGCACUGGGCGUUUGGAGACGUCAAAAGCGACAUGUCGGUGUCUGUCAACGAUACAUACGGUCAAUGGGAUGGAUUCAUUGAGUUGAAGGACAUCAAAAAGAUUGUUUCGUUUGGCGGCUGGGGGUUUUCCACUGGAGUCGCCUCGUAUGAAGUACUCCGCAAGGCUAUGUCUCCCGAAAGCCGGGAUCGCUUCAUUUCGAACAUUGUCUCUUUUGUGGAAGAAGCAAACGUCGAUGGCAUAGACCUCGACUGGGAAUAUCCUGGCGCAGCAGAUAUACCUGGUAUUCCAGCAGGUCUACCAAGCGACACCCACAACUAUCUCGAUACACUGCGCGCAUUACGAAAAGCGUUGCCAGCCAAGUAUUCUUUGUCCAUUGCUGUCCCUGCCUCGUAUUGGUAUCUACGGCCUUUUCCGAUCCAAGAGAUGUCUCAAGUCGUGGAUUAUCUCGUAUACAUGGCGUACGAUCUUCAUGGUCAAUGGGAUGUAGGAAAUGGAUGGGCUAUGUCCGGAUGCCCAGGUGGAAAUUGCCUAAGAAGCCAUGUUAACCAGACAGAAGUCAUGUUGGCGCUUUCUAUGAUUACCAAAGCCGGUGUGAAUGCAAACAAGGUGGUUGUAGGAGAAUCUAGUUACGGAAGAUCGUUUCGAAUGGCCAAGGCUGGUUGUACUGGGCCUAAUUGUACAUUCACAGGCGCAAACGGUCAUUCUGAUGCCUCAAAAGGAAGAUGUACAAACGCCAGCGGGUACCUUUCCAAUGCAGAGAUUAACGAGAUCAUAUCCAAGUCGUCAAAGUCAAAAAAGACAUGGUUCGACAAGGAUACCGCGUCGGAUUAUCUGGUGUACGAUGACGUUGAAUGGGUAGCUUACAUGUCCGAUCACACAAAGGAAAUGCGCCGCGACAAGUGGAAGCAGCUAAACUUUGGCGGAUCAGUUGACUGGGCAGUUGAUUUGCAAGAAUUCAACGGGGCGGACACCUUUGGCCCGCAUGGGAAAUACAACAGCUCCUCUUGCAUACAAGUCUUUGACGAUAUGAUAUGGGACUGGCUCAAUCCAUCCAUAGAGGCAGUCGUAGGAUGCACGAAUAUUCUUCAGCCCUCGCCUCUCCCGGCUGCAGUUACGCUUACGGCAUAUACGACAAUUACGCUCCAGUCUGGAACGUCAUUUAGCACGACGGUAGUAUCCGCACCCUUUUCCAUCUCAGAAGUUAGCUAUCAGCCGUUUACAUUUAACGAGUCGGAUAUCAGCUCAUUGGGUUCUGGACUAGCAUUCACGUAUAACCCCACUCCCAGGAUAACGCCAAAUCCCGUUACGAUUCUCAUACCCACCGGCUGGACGGUAACAGGAAUAGGAAAGGCCACGAAGGAAGAGUCGUCAACGGAGCCUUCCAAGUCAAUCAUUGGGCUUCCACAAGCGACUAGCACCACCACUUCAUCCCAUGGCGGAAUUGGCUUCUUGCUGCCUAUUACCUGGCUCCCAACGGUGAGCUACAGAAUUCCGUCAAUGCUUACUCCCAAGCCACCAGCCCCAACGGAGCUUCCUGAUGAUGACGAACAACCAAUAGUCAAUCCUCCUACUCCUCCUGGUAUUGUUGACUGUCAAAACGAUUCAUGCACCAAGGGCCAGGACUGCGAGAAUGACGAGUGGGCAAGAAAUGCGUCCGUGGAGGAAAUUGCGUGGGUUCUCAUUGUCAACGAGGAGGAAUUUGUGAAGGAGAAGCAUGCGAAAGAGGAGGCGGCUGUUCUAAAAAGUCCUCCGGAAGCUGCAAUUCUGGAGAGUGCAAGGGCAAAGGCUGUUUCCCUCGAUCAAAGUGCUCUGGCGGACAAUGCGAGAGACUCACUAUCAAACCUCUUCCCCGUCCAAAGGGCACUCCGAGACUGCACGGAAUUCAUCAGCGUUACCGAGGUGCAGACGAAGCCAACUACUAGCUGGUCAACUACUACUCGAACUCAGUGCGAGAAUGUAGUCGAUUGCGACGCUGCCGACAUGACUGUCACGACGACUAUCAAAUCAUCAAGUGAAGAACCAGAUCCAACCUACAUUGCAAAGGUUGUCGGGUACGAAGGGAUGAAGCUGCUGAGAAAUGAAGAUCUUUUCGCAUCCAUCGCUACAGACGAAGACGAAUUCUUCUCUUUGCUCGAGUCACCCGCGACGACCACUUCGGAGAUUAUCUCGACAUCCGCAGAAGAGGCCACUCCAGAACCUACUCCAGCGGCGCCAGAAGUGACAUGCGGGAUUGCGCUUUACGCACCAAUCAUGUGGCGACUAGAUAUAAUUGACAUGACAGGCAGUUGGGUUUUGGACGAUGAAGGUGAAAGUCUCAAGAAGGAGGUCAAAGGCUGCGGUGCAGUGACCGGAUGGGAGUGGUUCAAGAGAGCGGAUGGCACACGCGAGUGCCGCUUCAACCUACCACUGCUUAUGAAGAAAGGUAUCAUGACUGCCACAAUCAAGCUGUAUACCAAUCACGGCUGCCCUUGGGCCCACCGUGCUCAUAUUGCAUUGGCAGAGCUGAAAAUCCCAUUUGAAGAGGAAAUCAUUGACUUGGGUGUUCCUCGUACGCCAGAGUACCUGGCAAUCAAUCCUCGUGGCCUCGUUCCCAGCCUUUCCUACAACGGCCAGAUUAUCACAGAGUCUGCCAUUGUCGCCCAGUUUCUGGCCGAUGCCUAUCCGUCCCACCUAGUCCCGAACGCUGGCACUCCUGAGGCGGCCCUUACUCGCGCCAGAAUAAACUUCUUCGUGGAUACCUUUUUUAGCAAGGUCAAUUCUCUUUACCACAAGGCGCUUUUCGCCAAGACAGAAGAAGAGGCCGAGGAGGCUUCGGCGGAAUUUGUGAAGCAGCUUGAGAAGGAGGUUGAGCCGCUCUUGAGCGAUGCAGCCCCGUAUUUUGGAGGAAGCAAGACGUUGACGUUGGCUGAGGUUCUUACCGGAUCUUUCAUUCUGCGAUUGCUCUCUCUACCAAAGAAUGGCGUUGGGCCAGAGAGUUUGAUCAAAGAACUGCCUACCAAGACACCCAACUUUUAUAAAUGGGCAACCACAGUGGUAGAGCACCCCAGUGUGAAUGGAAUCUGGAAUGAGGAAAAGGUUGUGUCUAACACCAAGGCCCGCCUUGCAAAGCUGAAGGCAUAA
Molecule: messenger RNA, 4356 nt
Organism: Trichoderma aggressivum f. europaeum
Lineage: Eukaryota; Fungi; Ascomycota; Sordariomycetes; Hypocreales; Hypocreaceae
Product: CAZyme family GH18
Exons: 10
Coding region: 1-4356 (1451 amino acids)
Biological process (GO): carbohydrate metabolic process
Molecular function (GO): hydrolase activity, hydrolyzing O-glycosyl compounds; chitin binding
Source: RefSeq, a predicted model, not a curated record